This is a messenger RNA of Trypanosoma grayi, 1149 nucleotides long. RefSeq lists its product as hypothetical. NCBI's taxonomy places the organism in Eukaryota, Euglenozoa, Kinetoplastea, Trypanosomatida, Trypanosomatidae. Bases 1 to 1149 code for a protein of 382 amino acids. The record is from RefSeq and is a predicted model, not a curated record. The transcript has a single exon.
AUGCAGACGCCGGUAGUCGCAGUGCCACGCGCCAUUUAUCGUCGUCCCGGUUCUGUUUCGUUCCCGCUACACGCCGCCGUUAUGGGUGGCGCAACAACAACAGCGGCAUCAGCAGCAUCACCGGUGGACCCCUCAGACACUACCAACAACAACAUCAACAACAGUGCAAGUAGUGCUGCUCCGCGAGACUGCGGCGUGCUGAGUCGCGUACAGCCAGCAGCAGCGGUUUCAGCGCAGGAUCUGGAGACGGAAGUCUGGCGCCUCCGAGCGGAGAAUGAGAAACUCCGCUUCAUUGAGGAGCAGUUCUGGGCUCUGCUCAAGGAGAACGAGGACUUGAAGAAGGUGGUGAGCGAGAGAGGGAAAACCGCAAUGGGGUGUGGUAACAAGAUGAGGGACGCGCACAAUGAGCACGUGGGUGCCUCGAGGGAUGAGGAGGUGUGGCGUCUCUCUUCUUGCACUCGCGCUCUGCGGGAGUGCAUAGAGCUUCUUCUUGCGCGGGAGCUGGAGAGCACUGUUCCAGAUCGUGAUCACAAGGCAACUCUGCAUGCGCAACUCGAGCAGGGGGAUUCAGUGGCGAGCUACCUGUUGUGGCUCCGUUCAAAACAGCGAAGGGAGGUCGCCAAUGAUGCUGCUGGCCUUGACCAUGCUGGUAUUGUUGACGGGCGACACACGACAGAGAGCUCUGCUGCCCUUCGCAUAGGGGGCUGCUCCCCCAACGGUGGCAAGCUCGUUGCUGUCACAUCUCCGCGGUUUUCUGAUGGGGCAGACGCCACAUUGAUGCGGUGCCAACUCGAAGACACCAAGUGUGCCUUGCAGGAAACGCGUGACAUGCUUGAGCUGACGAAUGUGAGUCGUGUCGCUGCACUAAACGACUGCGCCCGCAUGAGCGAGGAGGUGAGCACCUUGACGGCGCACCUGGAGGUGAUCCUCAAGAACAGCCGGGCCAGCCGCGACUUGUGUGUGGAGAACGAGGCACUCAGCGCCCUUGUAGAGAAGCAGGCCCGCGACAUUAACAUUCGUGAUCAGCUUCUUAGGGACAUGCGCACGACACUUCAGCAACUUCGGACUGCAAGAUCAGAAGAGGAGAUCUCCCUUGCCGAGGAAACGGAGCGGGCGCGACACCAACUACUGACGCGACGAGCUACUUAG